CUAUGGCGAAGGCAUAAACAAACAGCGCAAUGGGUAGGAAAGCAGCAGUAACGGUGAACACAUCUCUCCGUUAGUGACUAACACCAGUGACAAAAUAGUCCAGUGACUGGUGAACGAUAGGGUGUGCUCUCGGUUUUUAUUGGUGUGUAUGUGGCGGGGACACGGAUGCUGUCAGUGCGAAUAGCGAUGAAAAGAGCGAAAAUAGUUUCAACACUGAACGCCUCAGUUGGAGCAGCCGGUGAUACGGGCUAACCGUUACUGGACUCCGGACACCUUCUUCUCGUUCUAACGGCUAAUAAAUGGACAGAGGAAAACAUCGAGGUCAACUGUCGUGGAAAAAAAUGUUGACAGGAUCUAAAACAACGUUCAAAGUGAGGCAAAUGCUCCCAGAUAUCAAGGAGAGGAUGCUGAGUCAGAGUGGGGUGAAUGCGAGGAGCAGAGAUGUGUUCGGGCUGCGCUGUCUACCAGGCGAGUGUGUUCUUCAGAGAGCUGUUAUGGUGAGGAAGAAGCUGACUGCCAGGGAGGGGAGAGGCUGGGUGUCUGGGACCCUCUUCUGUACCCACUUCAGGGUGGCCUUUGUGCCUCAGGACAGUCCCAAACCUGAUGACAAUGCAGACCCAGUGCUUUUAGGGGAUCAUGAUGUGGCUUUGGCAUCCAUAGAGAAGGUUGUGGUUGUGGGCCCGAACAGGACCAAGCUUGUCACGCCUAACUCCUCUCUGAAGUUCACUCCUGAGGAGCUGGUGCUUUACUGCAGGGACCUGCGAGUCAUUUGCUUCUUGUUUGACCGCCUCACUCCUGACCCACAAGUCCUAGAGAUAACUUACACCAUCGCCAAGACCUACCAGCCUCUCAAACCAGGGUCAGUGUUAUCUUUCCAGAACGCUGCUCUAGGGAGUGUAGAAAUGAAGCAGUUUCUUAGCAACCGUCCCCGAAAUGCCCACAUGAACUGGUUUGAGUCUGUAUCAGACUGGGAGCAAGAGCUGGAGAGGUGCGGGACCACAGGCUGGAGGGUCAGCUCAGUCAAUGACCGCUUUGAGAUGUCCACCAGCCUUCCUCGGUUCAUUGUGGUUCCCCAGAAGGUUUUAGACACCGAGCUGAAGAAAAGCUUUGCCCACUUCAAUGAAGGCCGUAUUCCUCGCUGGUGUUGGCGACACCCCCGAGGCAGCGAUCUGCUGCGGAUGGCCAGCUUCCAGAACAACAUCUACCAUGAGAAAGAUGACAUCAGAAACCUGGAGAUGAUCCUGUUUGGUUGUCAGUCCUCUCUGUGUGUGGUGGUGGAGCUGGGCGAGGAGCUGCCUUCACCUGCAGACAUCCAGCUGGCACACAGCCGCCUGAGGGCUCUCUGUCUGGGCGACAUCUCCACAUCUGUGUCAGUACCUGAUGACAAAUGGUUAUCUACGCUGGAAAGUACACACUGGCUAGACUACACCAGGUCUUGUCUGAGGAAAGCUUCAGAGGUAGCCUGCCUCCUACGCGGUGGUCACCUGACUGUUGCACUGCAAGAGGCAGACGACCGGGACAUGAGCUGUGUGAUCUCCAGCCUGGUGCAGGUGAUGUGUGACCCUCACUGUCGGACCCAGCAUGGCUUCCAGGGUCUGGUACAGAAGGAAUGGAUAAUGGCCGGCCAUCGCUUCUACAGCAGAAUUAACUAUCACAGAGACAAUGAUAAGGAGGAGGCUCCAAUCUUCCUGCUCUUCCUGGACUGCGUUUGGCAGCUGCUGUCCCAGUAUCCCUGUCGCUUCCAGCUGACAGACGACUUCCUGCUGGCCCUGCACGACAGCGUCCACCUGCCACUCUUCUCCAGCUUCCUGGCCAACUGCCAGCGUGAGAGAUGCAAACGCUCCCAGAACCUUGGGCAGUCUUACACACCUGUCAACGGCUGGAGAGAUGUGCUUCAUCCAGAUUCUUCUUCAGAUCCAUCUGACCCCCCUCUCCCCCCUGUCUGGGAUUGGGCCCUGCAAUACAGCAAGCCGAGAAGAGACCGCUUCACCCAGCCUGUCCCCCCAACUCCUCCUCUCCAACCACUGAUCAAUGGCAACCUCAACACCAACCCAGACACUCAUCGGCUUGCUGACACCAUCCCUGGAUCGGUCUUCCUCUUCUCUCGAGGAACUUUCUCCUGCCCUGCUAACCUUCUUCCCUGGCGCAGCAGCGGUACAUCCGGCGUUUACAAGAAGAGCCAUCGGAGAGCGGCGUCCUCUGAGAACGUGCCUGGUCUAGAGAGGCUACUCAAAGCCUGGGCCCUGACCGACAUUCCCCAAGGUUUCACUUCCAGCUCCAGACCUCAGGGACCACUUGACCCCUAUGAGCCCCUGCUGCCUCUCCUCAUGGGGCCCUGCAUGGGCCUGUGGAGGGAGUGCUACCUCCGGGGGGCGCUCCAUGCACAGGCGUUCUCCCACCCCAUCUCUGCAAACCACCUCCACCCUGUGGAGCGUCUGGCCCACGAGGUUCAGCAGCUCAAAGACAAACUCGCGGAAAUCUCCUCUGGCACAGAUUCAAACCUGACCACCAAGAUAACAGACACCAACCUGAACCAAAACACCAACAACGGCACCUUCCUCUUCCCUGCACCAAGGCCUCAGAGCGCCACCAUGCCCCGAUCAGCACCCCCUACUACCUCCUCUAACCACCACACCUCCAGGGGCGCGCCGCCCUCCUCGGCUCCACCAACAAGCAACAAGCACACCUUCCUGUUUGGGCACACGUCUGUCGCAGAGGCCCGGCCUGACCAGCGUUAUUACUCAGCACCCAGCAACGCCAAGCUGCCUAAAAACAACGGGUCCUCCAUUGCUUCCUGAGGUCUGCUACUCGUCUUUACUGUUCUAGUACAACUCAGACGCUCCAUCCUUUAACCUGGGUACUAAACACCAACACCUGCCUGAACAGUCGGAACCCUCACUGGUGUUAUGAACUGAGCAGAGCCAUCUUCAUAUCAGGCUUGACAUGAUGAAACUUUAAAAUGAACUGCAGCAGUGUAAAAUAAUCAGUGCAGGAGCUCUCAGCUCUAAUAUUUAUCAUCUGUACUGUAUUUAAAAAUGUGACAACUGUUUUGUAUAUUUGUAAAGAAAAUCAAAGUAUUCAAUAUGCCGCUAAUGAAAUAUAUCAAAGACUAAAAGUAAAGGGCUGAUAAUGCUUAAUAAUAUAAACCAAUAAGACCUACAGUAUCUUAAAAUGCAGUAGACUUGUUAUAGAAAUGUCACAUCACCCUUUAAGAUGGAAAAAAGCUUGAAGUUUCCAUUUUUAGCUUCUUAUCCGGUGCAGGACUAAGACAGUGUUUUGAUAACGUGGUUCUUAAGAGCACUUUGACAGAGAACACAGCAGCAGACCAACACAUAUCUGCCCUGACCUCUGAUUUUGUCAGGCUACAUAUCUCUACAAGACUUUCUUAUCCUAAAAACCCUUUAGAUGUUUAUUAUGUAAUGCUAAUGUGCAAAAAGACGGAUUCACUUUGUUUUGUAUCUCAGCUUCAAAUAGAAAAGUAGAAUAAUGUUUGGACAAUGCUAAUUUUCCAAAAGUGUCAUUUUUGAACUCCCAGCUCUGACCAGUGGCUUUAUUUUUGAAUUUAGGGCAUGAGAGCUAUUUUGGUACUGCACUCAUAUCUCUGUACUCACAUGCAUGAUGGGAGCAGCGAGAGACCCAUAUUCAGUUCAGUUCAGAGUGUUACGUUAGCCUGUACAUGUGUGGAUGUGACAGAGCGAUCAUGUCAGGGCUUUAGUAUUAUAAUCUUAUCUAAGCUUCCUUUUUAUUUUGAGUAUUUUUGACCAUCAGUGGUCAUAUUUGAUGUCAUAUGUGUAGAUAAAUGUGAUUUUUGAAAUGUUUCAGACCAAAUUUAGUAUUAUUUUCCACAUUAUUUAUGGUGGAAUUAAAAUAUGAGAUAUGUUUGUUGUUGUACCAGUGUUGAAAGCAAAGGGAAGCUUAUUUUUCCUUUAAUCGUUCCUUCCCCCCCCCCCCUGCUGCUGGUGCUGUGUUAGUAUGCAGCCAGUAUUUAGGUCAAGGACUUGGAAGUGUCUGACUGUAUUUAAAACACAAAGGGAAGAAUCUGCUCCUGCGCCUUUAAAUCCAAACAGGUUGUCGUCGGCAUGAUGUGGGUGUCAAGUGGAUUUGCUGGCAUCAUUCCCUCAAACGGAUGAAAACUGCACCGUUAUGAAAUUGUGUUUAUUUGGGGGGGAUACAGUUAUGUUUUUAAAGCUAACCCUCUCUCAUGUCAAAAGGUACCUCACUUGAUAGCACUAUGAAUUAUUAAUUGUUGUAAAUAUUCAUUGCAUUAAUUAUUAUCAAGAUGUCAGCUACAAUUUCAGAGCUUUCCAGGUGUGAUGCCAAUGCAUUUGUUUAUCCUCCAUGGAAAUAAAACACAAUCUCAAAGUUUUCCUGUUACAUUAAACAUCUAAUUUGAUCUUCCUCUGCACCCGUCGGUGUCUACCUUUGUAUUAUUUAAUGUUUUUGGUACGAACGUUGCUUCAUUUGCCAGAUGUACAUAUUUUUUGUAUCAGCAUGUUUUGAUCCUGAUGAAUAAAAAGUGUUAUCACUUCAUGCUCAA
Cheilinus undulatus (humphead wrasse) is the source of this 4537-nucleotide messenger RNA. It is a transcript of the gene mtmr11, whose product is annotated as myotubularin related protein 11. Bases 300 to 2798 code for a protein of 832 amino acids. Lineage: Eukaryota; Metazoa; Chordata; Actinopteri; Labriformes; Labridae. The transcript has 18 exons. The record is from RefSeq and is a predicted model, not a curated record.